Molecule: messenger RNA, 632 nt
Organism: Centruroides sculpturatus (bark scorpion)
Lineage: Eukaryota; Metazoa; Arthropoda; Arachnida; Scorpiones; Buthidae
Product: ubiquitin carboxyl-terminal hydrolase calypso-like
Exons: 7
Coding region: 1-582 (193 amino acids)
Biological process (GO): ubiquitin-dependent protein catabolic process; protein deubiquitination
Cellular component (GO): cytoplasm
Molecular function (GO): cysteine-type deubiquitinase activity
Source: RefSeq, a predicted model, not a curated record
AUGGGUGUUGUAGUCAAACAUGUGGAAACUGGGCCUGUUGGUGUGUUUACAUUAUUAUUAGAAGAUUUUGGUGUAAGAGGUGUCCAAGUAGAAGAGAUAUAUGACCUUCAAAAACCUAUUGAAGGACCAGUCUAUGGCUUUAUAUUUCUAUUUAAGUGGAUAGAAGAAAGGCGAUGUCGAAGAAAAGUAGUCGUAGAAGAAAGUUUUGUAGAAGAUGAAGAAAUUGUAAAUUCAAUUUUUUUUGCCCAGCAGAUGGUUCCUAAUUCGUGUGCAACUCAUGCUUUGUUGAGUGUUUUAUUGAAUUGUUCAAAAAUUCAUUUAGGACAGACUUUAACUAGGUUAAAAAAUCAUACUACAAAUAUGAGUCCUGAGAAUAAAGGAUAUGCAAUAGGAAAUACUCCAGAAUUAGCAAGAGCCCAUAACAGUCAUGCAAAACCAGAACCAAGGCACCUGCAUGAAAAAUCACACGGUGUUUCUACAGGUCGAACAAUGGAAGCUUUUCAUUUUGUCAGCUAUGUUCCCAUAAAUGGUCGAUUGUUUGAACUAGAUGGUUUAAAACCUUAUCCAAUUGAUCACGAAUGAAUUUACAUAUUUCAAUUCAAAGAAAAUAUGGUGUUGGCCAAAUUAUUAUG